Passer domesticus (house sparrow) is the source of this 2174-nucleotide messenger RNA. It is a transcript of the gene TOB1, whose product is annotated as transducer of ERBB2, 1. The coding region runs from base 388 to 1359 and encodes 323 amino acids. The record is from RefSeq and is a predicted model, not a curated record. NCBI's taxonomy places the organism in Eukaryota, Metazoa, Chordata, Aves, Passeriformes, Passeridae. The transcript has 2 exons. Gene Ontology annotation, molecular function: transcription corepressor activity. Gene Ontology annotation, biological process: regulation of gene expression. Gene Ontology annotation, cellular component: nucleus; cytoplasm.
GCGGCUGCGGCGGCCGGGCGCGCUGGCGGUGGGGGCGUGAGCAGCACUGCCCUCCCCCCCUUCCCUCCCCCCCUUUUUUUUUCCGACCCUUCCCCCCUCCCCUUUUUUUUUUUUUUUUUUCUUCUCUGUUCUCUUCCCCUCCCAUCCUCGCCGAGGGAGCCGGCGCUCGGAGAUGGGGAUCGGGUGCUGAGCCGCCGCCCCCGCCUUCACACCCCCGCCGGGCCUGUUUGCACUACCCCCGCAGCCCUGGGAACAAGAGCACUCAAGGUGAAGGAUAAUAAUCAACUUGAAUCAGCAUUUUCAAUGAAAUUUUGUUUCCCUGUGGCAUCUUGAACACUUUCUUCUUCGGGUUUUGAAACAGACUUAUAACUCUGUGGCACAGCAGCUAUGCAGCUUGAAAUCCAAGUAGCACUCAAUUUUAUUAUUUCAUAUUUGUACAAUAAGCUUCCCAGACGACGUGUCAACAUUUUUGGUGAAGAGCUUGAAAGACUUCUGAAAAAGAAGUAUGAAGGGCACUGGUAUCCAGAAAAGCCAUACAAAGGAUCAGGGUUUAGAUGUAUUCAUAUAGGGGAGAAAGUGGACCCAGUCAUAGAGCAAGCAUCCAAAGAGAGUGGUUUGGACAUUGAUGAUGUUCGCGGCAACUUGCCUCAGGAUCUUAGUGUUUGGAUUGACCCGUUUGAGGUUUCAUACCAAAUCGGUGAAAAGGGACCAGUGAAAGUGCUUUAUGUGGAUGAUAAUGAAAAUGGAUGUGAGUUGGAUAAGGAAAUCAAGAACAGCUUUAACCCUGAGGCCCAGGUGUUCAUGCCUAUUAGUGACCCAGCAUCUUCAGUGUCCAGCUCUCCUUCUCCUCCCUUUGGUCACUCAGCUGCUGUGAGCCCGACCUUCAUGCCCCGCUCUACUCAGCCUUUAACCUUCACCACUGCCACAUUUGCUGCCACCAAGUUUGGCUCAACCAAAAUGAAGAACAGCGGCCGUGGCAACAAGGUCGCCCGCACCUCUCCCACAAACCUGGGCUUGAAUGUCAAUGACCUGCUGAAGCAGAAAUCCCUCUCCUCCUCCAUGCACUCUCUCUAUGGGCUCGGCCUAGGCAGUCAGCAACAGCAACAGCAGAAGACUUCUGCUCUCUCUCCUAAUGCAAAGGAGUUCAUUUUCCCCAACGUGCAGGGUCAAGGUAGUACCAGUAGCAUCUUUCCUGGUGACAGCCCCCUUAACCUCAGUCCUCUCCAGUACAGUAAUGCCUUUGAUAUGUUUGCAGCCUAUGGAGGUCUAAAUGAGAAGUCUUUUGUGGAUGGCUUGAAUUUUAGUUUAAACAACAUGCAGUAUUCUAACCAGCAAUUCCAGCCAGUUAUGGCUAACUGAAAAGAAACUGAAAGCGAAAUCCAAGUAAAUACUAUUGUACAAGUUGAAGUGCACGUACCCAAGGGUGUAUCUUUUUUCCCACCUCUUGAGAUUUUUUUUAAGGCUUGUAGUAUGAAUACAUUCAGGCUUGGUUAGAUAAAUACAACAUGCAUCAUUUUUUCAUUUGCCAACCAAGCACAAAAUUAUUUUAUACUGACUGUACAUUACAAAAAUAUACUCUCAAAAAUAUGGCCUCUUACAGUAUUUAAGAUAUAGCAAGGAAGUGGCUAAUUUUUUCAUGUGUAUAUAUAUGUGUGCUCAGACAUAUAUGUAUAUGUAUUAAAAAAUUGGCACUAAUAGGUGGGUUUAUUGGUCUUUUUCUAAUUGUAUAAUUUAAUUUAGUACAAAGUUUGUAAAAUAUCAGAGUAUAUAUAUUGUUUCUACAACAUGGUAUUGCAUUUAUAUCUUUUUACUACAGUGAUCUGUGACAGCUGCAGCAGCUUCAUGUUGUAUUUUUUUUACUGAAAUUGUAAGAUAUCCAUCUUAAAGACAUCAAUUCUAAAAAAAGUAAAAAAGUUGUGUACAGAAUAUUCCUUAGUGGUGGAAUUAAAAUAAUAUUUGCUUUUUUCAAAAGAAACACAAAUUGUAUUUUCUGUUAAAAGUUUAAAGAUUUUUGCUAUAUAUUAUGGAAGAAAAUGUAAUCGUAAAUAUUAAUUUUGUACCUACAUUGUGCAAUACUUGAAAAAAGGUAUAAAAGUAUUUUGAGUCAGUGUCUUACAUGUUAAGAGGGACUGAAAUAGUUUAUAUUAAGUUUGUAUUAAAAUUCUUUAAAAUUA